Molecule: messenger RNA, 522 nt
Organism: Paramuricea clavata
Lineage: Eukaryota; Metazoa; Cnidaria; Anthozoa; Malacalcyonacea; Plexauridae
Source: the annotation of a GenBank genome assembly
AUGGAAAGUGGUAAAAUUCGAGAUAAUCAUAUCACAGCAUCCAGUGAAUAUAACAUAGGACACAGGGCACCAAAUGGUAGACUGAACUUCAUGGCAAACGGCGGGAGAACGGGGGCAUGGUCAUCGGGAAGAAAUGAUCGCAAUCAAUGGUUGCAAGUGGAUUUUCAACGAUCUGUCAUCAUUACAGGAAUAAGUACUCAAGGGCGAGAGGAUUGCUGUGUGCAAUUUGUCAAAAGCUACACGAUAUCUUUCGGCGACAAUGGAAUACAAUUCCAUAGUUAUAAACCUAAGGGAAUACUUAAAGUAAGCUGAAUAACGGUCCUCCUUUUAUACAUAUGAAAUUUCACUAUGUCUUUUUUACUCUUGUUUUAAUUUUAGGUAUUCGGGGGAAACAGUGACCUACACUCUAUUGUGAAUAAUAAUUUUACACCUUUAAUUGUGGCACGAUUCAUUCGCGUUCAUGCAACAGAAUGGAAUCAGCAUAUUUCUAUAAGGGCAGAGUUUUAUGGUUGCUCUUUCUGA